This is a messenger RNA of Linum tenue, 588 nucleotides long. Lineage: Eukaryota; Viridiplantae; Streptophyta; Magnoliopsida; Malpighiales; Linaceae. The record is from the annotation of a GenBank genome assembly.
AUGGGCGACCUAACGGAUUCCGGCACUCCCUCCAGCAACCCUAACUCCCGCCCUCUCCCCAUCAGGGAGGACUGCUGGAGCGAAGAGGCCACCGCCACGCUCGUCGAGGCCUGGGGCAACCGCUACGUCGAGCUCAACCGGGGAAACCUCCGCCAGACCGACUGGAAAGAGGUCGCCGCCGCCGUCAACGCCAUCCAUGGCCUCACCAAGAAGACCCACCGCACCGAUGUCCAGUGCAAGAACCGGAUCGACACCAUCAAGAAGAAGUACAAGGUCGAGAAGACCAGGAUCACCGCCUCCAACGGUGUCCUCACCUCCUCCUGGCCCUUCUUCGACCGAUUGGACGGCCUGAUCGGAUCUAAUUUCCCCGCCACCGCGACCAAGAAACAGCAGCAGCAUCGCCACCCAUCUCCGUCUCUCUCCCCUUCCCCGCCGGUGGCCCUGCCGCUCACAUCCUCGUACCGCCGAACCCCUUCCUCGAACCCACCCGUGGCGGCGCUCGGCCAGAAGAGGCCCGCCGCCGAUGACAUCUAUUUGUGGGUUUUUUUUUCCGUCUUCAAAUUGAGAAAAGACCUAGGUGGAAAUUAA